Scomber scombrus (Atlantic mackerel) is the source of this 1490-nucleotide messenger RNA. RefSeq names its product mitochondrial transcription termination factor 4 (gene mterf4). Lineage: Eukaryota; Metazoa; Chordata; Actinopteri; Scombriformes; Scombridae. The coding region runs from base 7 to 1038 and encodes 343 amino acids. The transcript has 4 exons. Gene Ontology annotation, molecular function: double-stranded DNA binding. The record is from RefSeq and is a predicted model, not a curated record. Gene Ontology annotation, biological process: regulation of DNA-templated transcription.
ACAAGCAUGGGCACCAGCGUUGCUGCGCGUCAGGUUCUUCGGUGGACUGUAAAAAAUGCCACCUCCUCUGUAUGCAGUCCACUCCAGUUUUGGAUUAGCCCCCUGCAUCCAUUUUGCACCCAGUGUAGAUUGUUCUGUUCAUCCAGCAGCACUCUGCUGUCAGCGCAACGCAGCCAUGAUGCAGCUCCUCUUUGCAGCAAGCCGGUCACAGAGCUGUCCCUGCGCUCUUUAGCUAAUAUGGGAUUCACAGACAUCCAAGCAGAGCAGAUAUAUGACUCUGUGUCCAAAGCCAGAGGGGGAAGUACUGCCAAACAUGUUCUGUCAACUCUCACAGCUCUGUUUUCCAUGGGCCUCAACCCCUCCAGUGUGCUGAAACUGCUGGAGAAAUGUCCCGAACUUUACACUGUCAAGGAGCCACAGCUUCAGCAGCGCAUAGACAACCUGCGGAAACUAGGUUUAGUUGAAGGCAGUCUACAGAGAACGGUGUCUCAUCACCCUCAGAUCCUGACUGUGCCUGUGAAGACAAUAAAAAAUGUGGUGGUGUUCCUCAGAGAGAAUUGCCUGUUUACAACACAUCAGAUCACAGACAUCCUCAGAGAUAGUCCGGCCACACUGCAAGAAAACCUCGAUCAGCUGGAGUACAAGUUUCAGUACGUCUACUUCAGAAUGGGAAUCAAACAGACAGAGAUGCUGAAAACCAGGUUAUUCCGUUUCACUCUGGAUGAGGUGCGCUGUCGACACACUUUUCUGGAGCGCAGGGGCUUGUAUCAAACCCCAGACAAGAAAGGACAGACAGCCGUCAUCAACCCCAAACUGGACAGUGUCCUUAACAUUGACCUGGACACCUUCCUCUCAAAUGUUGCCAAGGCAUCAGCGGAGGAGUAUGAUGUGUUUCAGAGAUUGAUGGCGAGAGAAUGGCAGGAACAGGAGCAUUAUGGCAAAAUCGAAGCUGAUAGUGAUGACAAGGAAGAAGAGGAUGAUGACGAGGAAGAGGAGACUAGAGGCAAGAGUGGCUACAGCAAGAGAAAAAAUAAAUGACAGUGAGGGAAGGACUGAAAGAACUGCGAAUAAUUUAAAAAGCAAAUUAUAUGAUUACAGAACUGACAAAAGGUAUCAAUUGAUUGUUUGUUGAACUAAGGUUUGUCAUUGGGAACCAUAGACAAUUCUUAUCUAAAACACAACAAAAGUAUUACCUGGCUUGUCCUCCAUGAACUGUGUGAACCCUAGCUGGUGUGAAGUUGAUUUCUGUGUUUAUGUAAAUGGCCUCAUGCGGAAGUGAGAUGCAGUAACGUCCAUGUUACAGCUCUCAGAUGUGAACAUGGUGAAUAAUGUAUCCCAUAUAUUCUCUUAACAGCCCAAAAAACACUUUCCUUAAAGUGAUCUGGACCUGAAAGUAAUUUCAUGGGCUUAACUGUGUUGAUGCUUGAUGUACUGGCAUUAAAAGGAAAUGUGAAAGUAAUCAGUGUAACCUAGAUGGUUUUCAAAUAAAU